UCCUGGGAUUCAUUGAGUCCUGUAUUGAAGGCAUUGGAGUCUAAGGUAUCGCUAAUUGUAUCGGAUUUUGUGAUCCAUUGGUUUCCCGAUAAGAGCCGACUAAUGCAUGUCGUGAGCAAACUGUUGGCCAAAAACGGUGAGUUUGUGGCCAAUUAUGUUCGCACACCGGAUGUCAUGUCAUUAUUAACCGACGAACAGAAACGACAAUACAAUAUAAAAUUGCAAACUAAAAGUGAAUCACAACAAUUGGAUGAAAUACGG
Molecule: messenger RNA, 261 nt
Organism: Medioppia subpectinata
Lineage: Eukaryota; Metazoa; Arthropoda; Arachnida; Sarcoptiformes; Oppiidae
Source: the annotation of a GenBank genome assembly